UUGUGCGUGUUGUGGAUGCGUGGAAGAAUCCCGCUUCUCACGUAUUAUUUUCUUCGGUUCGUCGAGACAAUCGAAUCAUCAUGGUUUACGGCAAUAAACACAAGGCCGUUUUGCAAGCUAUUAUACACGAGGGGGCUUUACACGAAGAUAACGGAAAAGAUUUGAUUAUUAGGUUAUUUGAUCACAAUAAUACUGCGAAGGUAUUGAGUGAGAUAAAUGCACAACUACGACCGUUAUACAUGACCAUAAAGUGCAUGACGUGCGAAGUUACCGGCCAGCUGUAUUGGGUUUUCGCGAGCACGGUGCAAGACAAGAGUGCCAGCUUCCAUCCUGAAUUCUCGCAAGCCGAAUUGGCUCUCUUGCGCAGCGUAUAUUCUGAAAUUGUUACUUCAAGCAACGGCUAUGUAUCAAGUACGUUUUGCCUUAACUUGUGUUCGUCGUUGAAUCUAAGACUGAGCAAGGCUGAAGCCGAUGAGUUCUUACACGAAAUGGUCACGAGAAAAUGGUUAUACUCCAAGGAUGGUAAAUAUUAUAUGGGAGUAAGAAGCAUAGCGGAGUUGUUGCAAUAUUUCAAGGAUACCUAUGAGAAUAAUCUUCAAAUUUGUACUUUAUGCAAGCAGGAACUUUUUUAUAGCGAGAAAUGUAGCACGUGUGAUGCUGCGACACACGUUUAUUGCCUGGAGAACUAUGCAAGAAAUCAUGGCGGUCCAACGGAAUGUCCUAAUUGUCAUCAUCCUAUACCAGGAAAUGAUUCCAGUAAUGAUGCCAAGGAUGUUGAAUGCGCACCACAAGUAGAAACAGACGUAGAGAUGACACAGUCUAGUCAAUCCAAAAGAUCAAAACGGAGACAUAAGAAUUAAUUCAAGAUGCUACGUUUAUGUUGUGACGCAAGAAUAUUUGGGAUAAAACAAAUGAUGCAAACUGAAGAGUUACAAGUUUAUUUUUCUAUAAAAUUAUAUUAAAUUACUAUGUACAAUAAAGUUGAAUUCAAUAUAAUA
This is a messenger RNA of Temnothorax curvispinosus, 998 nucleotides long. It is a transcript of the gene Nse1, whose product is annotated as non-structural maintenance of chromosomes element 1 homolog. The transcript is spliced from 6 exons. Gene Ontology annotation, cellular component: nucleus; Smc5-Smc6 complex. The coding region runs from base 81 to 860 and encodes 259 amino acids. Gene Ontology annotation, biological process: double-strand break repair via homologous recombination; DNA damage tolerance. NCBI's taxonomy places the organism in Eukaryota, Metazoa, Arthropoda, Insecta, Hymenoptera, Formicidae. The record is from RefSeq and is a predicted model, not a curated record. Gene Ontology annotation, molecular function: ubiquitin-protein transferase activity.